Gasterosteus aculeatus aculeatus (three-spined stickleback) is the source of this 1947-nucleotide messenger RNA. RefSeq names its product CCAAT/enhancer binding protein (C/EBP) 1 (gene cebp1). The record is from RefSeq and is a predicted model, not a curated record. NCBI's taxonomy places the organism in Eukaryota, Metazoa, Chordata, Actinopteri, Perciformes, Gasterosteidae. Gene Ontology annotation, molecular function: RNA polymerase II cis-regulatory region sequence-specific DNA binding; DNA-binding transcription factor activity, RNA polymerase II-specific. Gene Ontology annotation, biological process: DNA-templated transcription; myeloid cell differentiation; regulation of transcription by RNA polymerase II.
UGAGAUCAGACAGGUAUCAAACUCCUGCUGCCUCCUCCUUGCAGACCAUUUUCAGUUCAACUGUAAGAGGAACCUGAAGCUCAGUCAGAGUGUUUGAAGAGUCAUGAUGUCUGAUUCCAGGGUGUCCUCAGUCAUCCACGAGUGGGCCAGCUCUUACUCGGGGCAGGCGCACUCCCUGAACCACGGCACGCCGACCAAUCAGCUGGCUCCGAUGGACAUGAUGCCGUACAGCCAGGCGCAGGGACUGGGCAGGGGGGGCGGUGAUGACAUGAUGGGACUGUCUUACCUGCCGUACACGUCCUCCUGUCUCAGCAACAACUCCGGCUCAGGGAGCACAAUCCACCACCAGAGCCAAGCCAACACGCAGCAGGACUUCUCCUCUUUCCUCCUGCCAACCCUGCGGGCCCCCGUAAACAAGAGGAGCAUCAGCAAGGACAGCGCGGAGUACCGCAUGCGGCGCGAGAGGAACAACGUGGCUGUGAGGAAGAGCCGGGACAAGGCCCGCCGGAGGAUCAUGCUGACCCAGCAGAGGGCCCUGCAGCUGCAGGACGAGAACCAGAAGCUGCAGAUGAGGAUAGGGCAGCUGACGCAGGAGCUGGUCUCCCUCAAACACAUCCUGUCGCAGCGGCACCCGCAGGGGGCCGAGGAGGGAGCGGCGGGGGGCUCCGCUAUCUAGAGCCACAGCUGUUACCUGAUUGCAGGCGUUAGAUCGCUCACCUUAAGCGUCUCACAAACGAGGCCUCCUCGCUGAACUCGCCCACCAAAGAAAACGCCGAAAACAUGAGCGACUGGCAGGGUUGUGAGUGCCAUUGAGGACAAUGAGGUCGCGUCCACCCGGGUUUCUUCUUCUGGGGUUUUGGGGCACAUUUACAUUCUAUCAUUGACUUUCAUAAAAGCCCUUUAAAUUGUCACGAUUGGCUUCAACCGUUGAGCCCUGUACGAUAGGCUUCAUAUUCAGGUUAACUUGAGAGUGAAAAAAACUGCUUGGGGUCUUAAAUUUCACAAUGAGGUGAACAGAAGCCACUUCUCAUUUUUUAGCAGAAAGGAAAGGUCAUUAUUUCGCUGAAAUGUCGCUGGUAGAGUCCGUCAGCUGUACUGCUACGUUUGUCUGAAGCGGACGUUGUCAAUGUACAGCUUACCCCUAAAAUGUAUCUUAAAAUAAAUAUCACUACAGGCUACAUGUGCACACCUUCUGACCUUCAACAUGUGGACAAAUCAAAAGCUUCACAGCUUGCUAUCAAUUCUGCUGCGAGUCAAUUCAGUUCGGAUUAGGUUUUUAAAGCCGUUGCAUGGUGGCAAAUAACUAUAAUAAUAAAAUAAUCAAUACGCAGUAUCAAUUCAAUGAAUUUAAUGUUCAUGUUUGGUGUUUGGUCAGAAUUCUCUGAGUGAGUCUCUGAGGGAAGUUCCUCACAACUUCAGUCUUUCCGAAACAAUGGCAACCGCCCCGCUCGCUAGACCUUAACUAAUAAUUGAAUCAAAUUAGGAAGACGUGUGCUGGGUUCAAAUGUAGACAUCGUUAUAAGAUCCAAGCUGUGAGUGGAGAGACCGGUGAAUGCACAGAAACCUUAAGAAAGAUUUGGCCUGAAGACGAGAUCUUCACACACAUGCAUGUUCCUCAGAAGAAGACAAUCUGACCGAUCUUUAUUUUGAUUUAACAAACAUUGGCCAAUCAUCAACACUUCUUGUCAUUGUCAGAUAUGAUUGUAAGUGUUGUUGCCUAACAAAGUUACUCAACCGCCUGUGGUUUGUAGAGGAUUCAAUGAAAUCUAAGUGUGUCUCUCUCUCUGUGUGUAGUAUUUCUUUUGUCAAUAAAUGAGUGUGGGAUUACUUGAAACAAUGUUGAUUUUAAAAUAACAUGCAAUCUUGUGUUUUAUUAUUUUACAGCAGUGUAUUGUUGAAGCAUUACAAUGUCACUUAUGGUCCUUAAAUAAACAAAUUAUGACUUGA